Molecule: messenger RNA, 990 nt
Organism: Chara braunii
Lineage: Eukaryota; Viridiplantae; Streptophyta; Charophyceae; Charales; Characeae
Source: the annotation of a GenBank genome assembly
AUGGGCGCCAUAGCCGUGCUCCACGCUCUCGACCUGCAAAACAACAACAAGAACCACAACAGCAACAAGCAGACGAAGAAGACGAAGAAGAAGAGGAGGAAGAAGAAGAAGAAGAACAAGAACAAGAAGAACAAGAAGAACAAGAAGAAGAAGAAGAAGAGGAAGAAGAAGGAGAAGAAGAACAAGAAGAAGAAGAAGAAGAAGAAGAAGAGGUGCGGAGGCCAUACCUGCAAAAGGGAAGAAGAAGAAGGAAUAAGAAGAUGGAAGAAGAAGAAGGAAGAAGCAGAAGAAGAAGAGGAAGAGGAAGAAGAAGAAGAGGAAGAGGAAGAGGAAGAAGAAGAAGAGGAAGAGGAAGAGGAAGAAGAAGAAGAGGAAGAGGAUGAAGAAGAGAAAGAAGAAGAGGAGGAAGAGGAGGAGGAAGAGGAGGAGGAAGAGGGGGAGGAAGAAGAGGGGGAGGAAGAAGAGGGGGAGGAAGAAGAAGAGGGAAGAAGAAGAGGAGGAGGAAGAAGAAGAGGAAGAAGAAGAGGGAAAAAGAAGAGGAGGAAGAAGAGGAGGAAGAAGAGGAAGAAGAAGAAGAAGAAGAAGAAGAAGAAGAAGAAGAAGAAGAAGAAGAAGAAGAGGAGGAGAAAGAGGAGGAAGAGCGGGAGGAAGAAGAGGGGGAGGACGAAGAGGGGGAGGAAGAAGAGGGGGAGGAAGACGAGGAGGAAGAAGAAGAGGAGGAAGAAGAAGAGGAGGAAGAAGAAGAGGAGGAAGACGAGGAGGAGGAGGAAGAGGAGGAAGAAGAAGAAGAAGAAGAAGAAGAAGAAGAAGAAGAAGAAGAAGAAGAUGAAGAAGAAGAAGAGGAAGAGGAGGAGGAAGAAGACGAGGAAGAAGAAGAAGAAGAAGAAGAAGAAGAAGAAGAAGAAGAAGAAGAAGAAGAAAGCUAUAUGACCUGCAAUUGCCACAGCGUAGCCUCCAUUUCCCGAAUUCAAACAAAAACCUUUUACGCGA